This is a messenger RNA of Diaporthe batatas, 1308 nucleotides long. RefSeq lists its product as uncharacterized. Gene Ontology annotation, biological process: transmembrane transport. Bases 1 to 1308 code for a protein of 435 amino acids. Gene Ontology annotation, molecular function: transmembrane transporter activity. The transcript is spliced from 5 exons. The record is from RefSeq and is a predicted model, not a curated record. Gene Ontology annotation, cellular component: fungal-type vacuole membrane. Lineage: Eukaryota; Fungi; Ascomycota; Sordariomycetes; Diaporthales; Diaporthaceae.
AUGAAAGAAGAGUGCAGAAACAAGGAGAUCCACAGAUUUGUAGACCAAAGCGAAAGCAAAACUGAUAGCGACACACAGACACACGGUGAAGGAGGUUAUGGUGUCUAUGUAUUUCCCGAGGGCGGAUUCCGAGCCUGGCUGGUGGUUUCGGGGUCAGCUGCCAGCAUGUUCUGCACAUUUGGCUAUCUCACAGGAUUCGGAAUCUACCAGCAAUGGUAUUCCGAGAACCAACUCAAGUCCUACACCCAGUCAGACAUCUCUUGGAUUGGAUCCGUCCAGAUAUUCUUAACCUUCGCAGGGGGCUUGGUAGGCGGGCCAGUACUAGAUCGCUACGGCAGCGUGGCCAUGUUACCGGUCUCCGUGAUUUACGUGAUAUCGCUCGUCUUGACAGGCUUUUGCAAGGAAUACUACCAAUUCUUCCUUGCUCAGGCCAUACUUGCGGGAACAUGUCUCGGUUUCCUCUUCUCCAAUUCGCUAGCCAUAAUCGGGCACUACUUCGACAAACGUUACGGUCUUGCUUCUGGGAUCGUCAUGGCGGGUGCUGCUGUCGGUGGGGUGAUAUUUCCCGUCGUACUCAACAGGCUGCUCAAUGAAGUCGGCCUCAGCUUCGGAUGGUCAGUUCGAAUAUGUGCGCUGAUGGUCCUCGUGCUCCUUGCUUAUGCAAACCUCACAAUGAAACCUCGACUCCCUCCGACGAAGCAGAACAUGGACCUCUCCUUGAUGCGACGGCCUGUUUAUAUUCUUGUGGCAAUUGGCGGCUGGCUCCUUAAUUGGGGCUUAUACAUUCCUCUGUUCUAUUUACCUCCAUUCGCAGUCACGGCUGGUCUGAAUGCAAAGCUUGCGCCGCAUACUGUGGCCAUUUUCAACGCUGUGUCGAUUUUCGGCCGUGUUUUUGCGGGAGCACUGGCUGAUAGGAUGGGCUGCUUCAACGUCGUUAUAAUUAAUGGCUUACUUUGUGCUGUUUCUCUCUUCGUCUGGGCAUCCACACACACGGCAGCUGGCGUCAUUGUGGUCACGGUUGUCCAAGGCCUUUUCAUCGGCAGCAUUGUAUCCUUGCAAGCUGCUAUCAUCACAACUGUCACCCCGGAUCCGAAAAAUUUGGGCUCCAUGAUUGGAUUUACCAUGGCCAUCUGGGCUUGCGGCGGACUGACCGGCCCUCCUAUUGCCGGGGCCAUCCUCAACGGCCAGCACGGCCCUGGCAGUUAUAAUGAUCCUGGAUAUUUUGGUGGCGCAUCUUUAAUCGCCGGGUCCGCAUUCUUCUUUGCUGCCCGUCUGAUCAUGGAAAAGAAAUUUAUCGCAAAGGUCUGA